Molecule: messenger RNA, 8035 nt
Organism: Aedes aegypti (yellow fever mosquito)
Lineage: Eukaryota; Metazoa; Arthropoda; Insecta; Diptera; Culicidae
Product: ADAMTS-like protein 1
Exons: 19
Coding region: 1338-5189 (1283 amino acids)
Biological process (GO): extracellular matrix organization
Cellular component (GO): extracellular matrix
Molecular function (GO): metalloendopeptidase activity
Source: RefSeq, a predicted model, not a curated record
CUCGAAUGUCAUUCGCAUGCGGGACUUGGUGCUGUCGGUAUCUCGGAACCUGCGUCCGUCGGUUUGCUACACGUGUCGCGCCUCUGCUUCUGGCCUCUGGCUAACCUCUGGCUUCAGCUGCAUGCAUAAUAAUCUCAAAGCUGCAGCAAAUCCAUCGAAUCUGAUAUACUAUUUGGACAACGGUAUUUCGCCCGGAAGUGAAGGUGAGGACGAGAGAUCCUGGAGUGUGUGUGUGUGGUCCUUUCCGGACAAUCUAAUUCAAUCCAAUCAUCAUCAUCGGGCUAACGGAAAAACCGAAGAAGCAUUGUUGGAGAAAGCAUAGUGAGCAUAGUGUUGUGGUGACUUCCAUUUAGUACUUGUUUUUCUUGGGGUGUUUGGCUUUUGGCGAGGCUUAGUGGAGAGCUCUCGAAGGCGAAGAGGUGAUAUAUAACAGUGUGAGUGGAAGGAUAGAAAUUGAUAAUUAAUAAUUAAAUAUUAAUCCAUCCGUUCUGGCAGGAGCCAGACAGUGAGGAGCCAAACCAUUUUGGCAAACGGAAAAGCGAAGAUAUAAGGAGGAUAUCGAAGCUCUGGGAGUGGAAGUGAGUUUUUUCGAGGAGGGAUUUUCGUGAUGACAAACGCAGUUUGUAAAGCUGUGUAAACUUUGGUUGGAAAACGGAUUGAAUUGAAGUGAAGUAAUUUAACUUUUUGGAUUGAAGCUGUUCGGCGGUUUGGAGCCUACCGUAGAAAAUAAGAAAAAUACAGUUUUGGUUUUAACGCUGUUUGUGGCAGUUAGAGAUUUGAGAAAAUUUUGGAUCACAUUAAUUUCCCCAUCUCCGCCGGUGUAGAAUAAUCAACAAAACAGUGACAGUUAGUAUGCAAUAAUUUUGAAUUCGUACUAAUUGGGCGCAAUUGAGUAUAAAAGUGGCAUUAAUUUCUACAACAAUAAUAAAUCUUCGUCAACUUAUUUGGAAAAACAAACCUAGUGAACGCAUUUUAAGAGCAUCGCAGUGUGAAAAUUUAGUGUACCAGUAUUCAUGAAUUUAUAUUGAAAAUUUCUGCUCCGUGAAGUGAUUUAAACUAGUGGUGCAGCCGAAAAGAAUCAAAGUCGUUAAACACCUUACCGAAGGAUUACAUUAUUCUAAGAAAAAGAAAAGCUUCUCCAGCUAAGCAGAAAACUGAAUCAGGCGCCGGCAAAGCUCAUAGGAAGCAAGGAGUCCACAUCAGCAGCUUGCGGCUGUCAACCGUUGAUAAUCCGUCGUCGGUUCUCAUUGGAUUAAGACAAACGCUGCAGGCAGGCAAUGGCCGCUAUCAUGUUUCUAUAAUCAAUAAAAGAUGGUAGACGAUCUAAGUUGAUAAACAUGGAUUUCAAGGAAAUAAUACUACUGCUAUGUUUGGUUUUAACAUUAGCGCGAGCAACUCACAAAGAUAAUAAAGGCUUGAAUGAAACGUUGAGCAGUUGGAACCCAUCCAGCGCAGAUCCGGAGGAUGAAGACGACGAAGAAGUACAGAAACGUGCGAAAGCUCAGGGUUGGUCAUCGUGGACCGAAUGGUCAACGUGUUCCAGAUCUUGUGACGGCGGUGUAGCGUAUCAGUUACGGCGCUGCCACGCUCCCCACGGCUGCAAAGGAGAUGCAGUGCGGUACAAGAUCUGCAAUAUGCAGCCAUGUCCUGAACAGCAGGAUUUCCGUGCCCACCAGUGUUCAGCGUACGACGACGUGCCCUACGAUGGGGCACUGCUCAAGUGGACUCCCCACUACGACUAUUCGGAGCCAUGUGCUCUGACAUGCAGGGGUCGACCUCAACAUCUGCUGGAGGACAUGCCGGAUUCGGCAUCAGCCAGCGAGUCUUUCCCACCGGUAGUGGGAGACGAUGAGCCUAGUGUAAUAGUACAACUUUCCAAUCGUGUUCAAGAUGGGACCAGGUGUCGACCGGGCAGCUUGGAUAUGUGCAUCCAGGGCAAGUGCCAGCGCGUCGGAUGUGACCUUAAAAUCGGUUCCACGAAGAAAAUAGACGUUUGUGGGGUGUGCGGCGGAGACGGAACCUCCUGCACCCAGCCACUGUACCAAUGGGAGAUAGCCCCGAUGUCUCUCUGUUCAGUCACCUGUGGAGGCGGCUAUAAAAUGGCAAUGCCCACGUGUAGGAACCGGGUGACGGGAGUAGAUGUUGAGGAAUCUCUGUGCAAUGCGUCGUCACGACCCGAACCCACGGUCGUCCAGUGUAACACCCAUCUUUGUCCACCAAAAUGGGUGACCGAUGAGUGGCGACCUUGUUCCAAAUCCUGCGGGGGUGGCAUUCGAGAGCGAGUGGUCGUCUGCGCCGAGGAGAGCAACGGUGCUAAAAACAAAGUUCCGGAUGAGGCCUGCCGAGGCGUUCGACCGAAAAGUCAGGAAACGUGCAACGUCCAGGAGUGCCCCAAAUGGGUGACCGGCGAGUGGAGUGGGUGUUCCGUAUCGUGUGGAAGCGGAAUUCAGAUCCGAAGCGUCGAGUGCAUGGAUACAAGUGGUCACUUCAGCAACCAGUGCGACCACAAAACCAAGCCCUCUACCGGCCAGCAGUGUACCACCGGAAUCGGCUGCAUCGGAGAUUCGUCCGCUUCGUCAGGUCUUGCCGCCAUAAUUGCACCACCACCUGCCCCAUCGCCUCCCUUACCCGUGCAAACCUCGCUGGAUAGCAACGUGGCGUCGCAGUUGAAGGAAAAGUUCUCCCAUUCCGAACGGGAUCCCACAUUGAUGACGUACAACGAUCAACCCUUCUACGCCCAACCGCUGCGACAGGAUCGACUGCCGAAAGCGGAGAAAAUUGUUUCCCAACGAGUGCCCAGUGAGGCAACGUUCAUUCAGGACACGGAAUGGUCUCCAUGCAGCGUCACGUGUGGAGAAGGUAUCCGGCGGAAGCCAUUUAGGUGCAAGAUUUUCCUGGAAUUCUCCAAGCGUGUCGCAACGCUCAAUGAUUCAUUGUGCCAUUCGUACAAACCACUGGACGAAGUAGAACGGUGCGUGAUGGAGCCUUGUUCGUACUCGCACAAUUUUGAGGAAUCAUACUUGAAGGAUGGUAAUCGCCAAAAUUUGGAUGGAAUCAAAGUGCAAGCAGCUGUACCUGGUAAGACUUAUUCGUGGAGAGAAGAAGGCUACACGAGCUGUAGUGCUUCCUGCUUAGGAGGAGUCGAAGAGCUCAUCAUCAACUGCAUAAGAGAUGACACGGGAAAAAUUGUGUCGCCAUUCCUGUGCUCCCCGGAAACAAAGCCGGAAGCUCGGAUACGAACGUGUAACGACAUUCCAUGUCCACCUCGGUGGAAUUAUUCUGAAUUCACCCCCUGUUCAAAAUCCUGCGGGUUCGGGAUUCAAACGCGCGAGGUCACCUGCAUUCAUGAAGUGACACGAGGUGGAGAAAACACUAUGAUCGUACCAAAUAGUAUGUGCACAACGAAGCCGCAACCGGAUCGGCAGUACUGUAACAUCAUUGAUUGUCCUGUUCGAUGGGAGGUUUCGGAGUGGAGCAAGUGUUCAAAACCAUGCGGAGGAGGAAUCAAGGAACGCCGGGUCGAGUGUAAGCAGAUUAUGGCACAAGAACACAAGGUUGAACGUCCUGCUUCUAUGUGUCCAAGUAGUAAGCCUCCAGACAAAAAACCUUGCAAUACCAAAGCAUGUGCUCCAGAAGAUCAGCGACCUCCUAUUGCUGGUACCAACUCUACGUUCAUCCAGCAUGACCCGAAGAAGAACAAAAUUACUCUGAAGAUCGGUGGUGCAGCUACCGUGUUUUUCGGAACCCAAAUCAAAAUCAAGUGUCCAGUUAAGAGAUUCAAUCGAACAAAAAUAAGGUGGAGCAAGGAUCAAACACCAUUGAUCAAAUCGAAAAAGAUCAAAAUUUCCAAGAAGGGCGCUCUGCGGAUCAUCGACGUAUCGUUCAAAGAGGCCGGUGUCUACACAUGUCACGCAGGGCUCAGUCAUGCGGAUCUUAAACUGUCAGUGAAAGCCAAACCUGGAGGAGUGCAACAUCACGAUGAAGACAGAGAAAGGCAUCGAGAGGGAGUGGGGCUGAAUGCUCUGAGAGAUCAUACAUACGUGGCGUCACAGAACCGGAGUGAUGAGAAAGGAGGCAGACGGAAUCGUGAUCGGAAUCGAGGGAAAAAUAGACAACGACAACCACCUGACAUAGUCCAGAACGCUGAGAGUAGCGUGAUGGAAGACGAGGAGAUAUUGAGGUCCCAUUCCCAAAUGACCGCCUCGGAUAGCACGGUCGCUUCCGAUGCGGCAGUAGCGGCUAGCUCCGGCACUCGGACGAUGCCGAUGCCACACUUUCAGCACUUGUUGGCCAGCUUGCAGCUUCUCUGGCCAUUUCAGACAUUUUCCAACUCGAAAGGACAUCAGCUGCUGAUGGAGCACGAAUACAGCCACCUGGACUCGGAGCGGGCCGAAAAGGACGAACCGGUGAGGCCGUUCAACAUCUACGAGCUGCUCAAGUCCAAAGAUACCGGCGAUGAUGGUGGUGACGAUCCGAGCAGCUAUGAUGCCGAACGAGCAGCUGCCCUGGAGAGCAUCGAGUACGAGUGGAUGACCACGCCAUGGUCGGAGUGUUCGCAAACCUGCGGCGCCAAUGGCAGCGGUUAUCGGCUCCGAUCUGCCCGCUGUAUGGUCCAGAUGACCAACACGUCCUACACGGUGGACAACAGCCUGUGCGAAGACGCCGGUCUCGUCAUUCCGGAAACGGUGGAAAAAUGCGGCAAUGUGGACUGUCCCAGAUGGGUUUCCACCGAAUGGUCUCUGUGUUUGCAGUCCAAGUGUUUUGCAUGGCAUACGGCCCUACAGAAGCGGGACGUAUUCUGCAAGUUCGGCAACGUCAGCAGUAGCGAUCGGUGUGACGAUCUGGAGAAACCUGUCACCAAACAGGAAUGCUACAACGAGAUGUGCAAAGGCGUCUGGCGGGUGGAGCCCUGGUCAGAGUGCAAUGCUGCAUGCGGUGGCCAGGGCAUCAAAUACAGGAUACUGCAGUGUGUCUGGUACGGUACCAAAAAGCCGGCUGGUAACGCAUGUAGAGAUCAGCCACGACCUGCCGUGAUGAAAGUUUGUAAAGGACCACCUUGUAUUUCUAAUCCCUCAGAAUGCAAAGACUUAUCGAAAUAUUGUAGAAAUGUAAAAACAAUGGGCCUAUGUAGACUGCAUCGUUACCAGCAACAAUGUUGCAAAACUUGUAGGUUUAAUAUAUAUAAUUGAAGUAUUCUGCGUCGACAUCCAAUUGAGUAACUGCACCGACCGUAAGAUGCAGUGAAACCGAUACGGGGAACCAAACUAAUAGACAAACAGUGCAACAGAGGAGUCGUCCAAUGUGGACGACAGUUCCAAUAGUGACACUACCUACCUAAACUACAAGAAACCGAAAUCCUACCAAACCAAAACGAUUUUGUGGCGAUCCUGGGACCGCUUCGAACUUGAUGCUAAGAGAAACUUCAAAACAGGAGACGAAUGUGUAUAAUAUAUUUAACAUGUAUUUCAUAAGUUUAACUGAAUCGAUUGAACAACUGCGGGAAAGGCCAAUGAAAUAAAUGACUAUAUUGAAACAAAAAUAAAUAUGACAUUUACCGUGCUUUAACUGAAAAACCUUUAUUUAUAAGGAAUGUCAAGAGGCAAUAGAUGUACAUAGCAAAAAUGAAAAGAAUGAAGAAUUAAAAAUUCACAAAUGAAGAUAUUAGAAUAAACAAGGAAAUACCGAUAGGAUAAUCGAAACGAAUGAACGGUUAUGAGUUUUAUUUGAACUUUCAGUAUUUCGGCUUUUGAUAUAUUAAGUAAGAUCGGAAAGAGCCAAAAACAUCAACAGACGUUUUUGUAACUUCUGGGGAGUAUUUUUGAACUUCAAAACUACGAAUUGUUCCUCCGAAAAAUAGCAAACAUUCACUUAAGAAACAAAUAAAACUAAGAUCAACGACCAUGCCGAUAUAAAAGCUACCAGAAAAGUAGCGCCUAAGUUUCUACUAUUCACAACUCAUCGAAAACCAUAGACUUUUAUCAUUCAUCUCUCUUGUGCGUUUUAAAAUGAGUCUCACGUUUAAAUUUCAUCUUAGUAAAUUGGGAACGAGUUCACCGGCAAAUCUACACAAAACAUUUUUAAAACCAAACCUCGAUCGUAAAGGAAUCAAAAUCAGCCUAAAACAAUUAAAUUCCAUACCUUUAAACAAUUUUGGCCAACGAAAAAAAAAACAUACCUUAUUCCUGUUCUAACAAAACGAAAUUAAAUCGAAGGAUGGUCAACUUUCCUAUUCGGUAAAAAAGGCUGAAAUCAGCUGAAUGAUCGUCGGAUCAUUUCGAAUUAACCUGUAUUAUCGAACAAACAUAAAAUUAUAAUUUACAUUGUGUAUGAAAGGGUUCGCCUACACAGGCCUUAGUUUGGAAGGAGGCAUUUUUAUGUUAUUAUCAUAGAACCAUCAGGUCUUGCGAUCAUUGGAGGGGGAGAAGGUUGAUAAUGGCAAAUAUGAAAGAGUACACUAAAAAGAGUCACACUUAUAGAAAACAUACGUCCAAUCCAUACUCAGUUAUUAGGGAUGACCCAAACUACCAUGAUAUUGUUUAAACGUUGUGUACAAAUGAUGAACUAAAAUGCGAUCUGUGUGUUGCGUUUUGAAAGAAUCUAGAUAUGGGGAUUUGUUCUCAACUGGUAUUUUUGAAUGUGCUGAAGGAGAAUAAUUCGAGUCAAUUAACAUGAAAUGGGAUCCGGUUGAUGCUUUUGACGGUGGCAGGAAAACCAAUCAAAUCAAUUACAUACAUUCUACUGAUGCACAAAUAUCCAUGUAACUGGCAACACUGCUUAAAAUGAGUGACUUCAGAGGCAGAAACAAAUGUUCAGAAAGGUAGAAAAAUGAUCGAUUCGAUGUUUUUAUGUUUAUCGCUAACAAGAUGUUGCAAUUGUGAAUACAGUUGGUAAAGAGUACAAUUGAACAGACUUCCAUAAUUGUUGAUCAUUUUAAAAUUGAUAGUUUUGCCCCGACCAAUGAAAUGCACGUUUCCACACUCUGGAGAUCAUCACAGUUUUGAAACUCUGUUUGAAAGAUAAUUUGAAGUCUUUCUUGAAAAGGUAUCUAAGAAUUUAAAAAUCUACUCCUCAAAUUCGUUCAUCGAUGUAUUUCAACUUAAAAACUGUCUGAAAAACUUCAUAAACAGGAGAAGCUAGUGAAUAUUUAAGACGAUUCAAAUUUGUAACGGCUUUCAGUUGAUGUUCCUAGGAUUAAAACUUCCUGCAACUUUAGAAGCAUCAACAGUGAUUUCCAUUUCAAUUUUCAUAAACUCGACAAACUCAGUGAACAUUUUGGUAACGAAAUUUUUGAGCAAACACCCAAAUGGUAAUAAUUCAAAGUGGACUCAAAUGAAUGCUGGGUUUUUAUGGAAGAGAACAGAAACCAUGUUAGUUAGAAAAUAUGAAAUUUAUGAAAUUGUGAGAGUAUAAAAUACGAGUAAAUCACUUUAAUUUAAAAGAAACUAUACAAGCUAAAUACAGAAAAAAUAAACAGAAUACUAGUUCGAAACAAUGAGAAAGACGACGAAGGAUUGUAAAUUUGAAUUAAUUAAAAUGAAACAGAAAGCCAUAAACCAUAAGGUAGGAAAAACACUUCUAGGAUAGUAAGAAAAUCAUUCGCAAAGCAAAUAUUAAAUACAUAGUUGAAUUCUGUUGGAAACCAGCAAUGCUUAGUUUCAUUUGUAGAUGAUUUCAUUCGACUGAUAGAAAAAAAAAUCACGCUAAAUUAGUACGUGUCGUAGCUCGUAAUGCACUUUUUAGUUAUAAAUUAGACCAGAUGAAGGAAGAGCACUCACAGCCUAACAACGCCGACACCUAUCAAUUUCCCACGCCUAAAACCAAAUUAUAGAGCAAUGCCUGUUAGAGAGAACAAAAAAAUAUAAGAAAGCCUUUGACUUGCAAACCUAUUUAGAAGCUUUUGGAAACAAUUAAAACACCGAGAAUCUUUUAAAUUGCGAGACAAGCCCAGGGCAACAAAGUAAGAUGACGCGAGAGUGCAUUUAUGACGAUAUUGUGAUAUUUCAUCCCGAUAGAGAGUUAUAACCUGAUCCCGGAU